This is a messenger RNA of Dermacentor silvarum, 6424 nucleotides long. RefSeq lists its product as uncharacterized. Lineage: Eukaryota; Metazoa; Arthropoda; Arachnida; Ixodida; Ixodidae. The coding region runs from base 326 to 784 and encodes 152 amino acids. Gene Ontology annotation, biological process: positive regulation of voltage-gated potassium channel activity; sleep; regulation of synaptic transmission, cholinergic. The transcript is spliced from 3 exons. The record is from RefSeq and is a predicted model, not a curated record.
UGACCGACCGUAUACCUGUUUCGGCGGAAAGGAGGCGGGGUGGCAAGGGGGGGGGGGGGGGGGGGAGUCGCAGCGGCCGCCGCUCCUUCUCGAAGUCAGCCCCGGCUGCUCACUUCGCUGGCGGCUUGCGUUUUUGCCGUGGCGUCCCCACCCACCCACCGCCGCUGACGAGGCAGUGCCGGUGUCACAAAGGCCCCCGGCGCUGGAGGCGCUGACCGCGGCGGCACAUCGCAGAUGACGACGCCCGUCGAAACGUGGUGCCGGUGAUUACCGCUACGAGCAGGUGGUGGUGGUGCCGAGCGGCGAAGCUUCACGCGUCGCAGCCAUGGAGACCGGCGUUUACGUGACGGCGCUCGCGUUGUGCCUCGCGUUGCUGUGGGAGUCGGGCGGGACGAUCAAGUGCUGGGAGUGCAACUCUCACUUCGAUCCGCGGUGCGCCGACCCCUUCGAUAACAAGUCGCUGCCCAUUGGCGAGUGCGCUGCCCGGUCGUUGCAGAUGUACCCAAAACUCAAGGCCUCCAUGUGCCGCAAGAUUCGACAGAAAGUGAACGGCAACUGGCGGUUCAUCCGGACCUGCGCCUUUCUCGGCGAGCCCGGCGAAGGCACCUACGACGAGAACUACUGCCUCAUGCGGACUGGCACCUACGACGUAUUCGUCGAGACCUGCACCUGCAAAAGCAAGGACGGCUGCAACACAGCCUCGCAACAGAGUGGACCGCUUUUACUCCUGGCGUUCGGAGCAGCUGCAGCCACCGGGGUAGUGUUGGGCGCUCUCCGCAAUUGACCACUGCGCUCAGCGUGCGCUAUGCCACUAUGCGUAUGGGCUACUCGGACACCCCGCCUUGUGGUCCCACACGUGCGUGCACCUUCAAGGACAUUUGCCAUGCCGACGCUAAUGGUACUAGUGGACACGAGCUGGCAGCAACGCCGCCUGGUGGUCAUUUUUGUCGCCGUUCCACCCGCUCCGGAUGCGAGGUCGUGACAUCGAGUUGUCGGCUGGUCAACAAGAAGAAGAGAUCGCUGUUUGCUGUUCGCUUCUUGCGCACAGAGCUUACUCUGUACUGUGGCGAUAGAGCUUGUAUACUGCGCUUAAGGUCAGCUGCGAUUGAGAGACAAGAGUGGUAAAGACGGUGCCCGAAAGGUGACUCGAGUCACCUUUCGGGCACAAGCCUCACCACUCUGCAGGAUCCUGCUGAAGGCGAGUGUAGUUCGGGCUGGUUGUGAAAUAUCCGUCGAGCGUGCUUGUAGGAGAAUCCAUGGCCACAGUGCGCAGGCAUCAGCAGCGUGCCCCACUGAGCUUGUACUUAGCACGUGCGCACGUUAGCGCGCAUACUACGGGGCACUUGGUUACGACGCUAGAGAGUCGGACGCUAAAACGAUAGGGUUCUUUGAAAGCCAAGGUGGUCGAUAUGUAACAACGCCGUGCGAUGAUCAUUAGCAGGUUGAAGAAAUCUCAAGUAUGAAGGCGGUACAUCCUGCAGCUAGAGUGUACUAGAAUGGGGGAGUGGGUCCAGCGGACGCCUUGACAAGCGCCGAGGGUGAAGCAAAAAAGCUGCCGUCGCCUUAUUCUGAAGUUCCGGCCAAUAUACGUUGGCUCCGGAUGUUUCGGCAGCGCCCAUUGGUUGAGGUGAGCUCACGGGCUGAGUAGCUGUCGUCUGCACGACGCACCGUCGUUGUUGCGUCGUUUGCAUUCUUUCCGCCGCUCUUUUCACAUUUUAUUUACAAUAGAUCGGUGGGGAAUAAUAUCAGUGUUGCCGCCACCGAGUAUCUAAACUAGAUACAGCAGAGUGAAACGCUUGUCAAAACUCCAUGCAGCUGCGGUAGGGUCUCCGACGCGACAAGCGUCCGGCCGGCGCGCGGGUCCGCUCAUUCAGGAGAAAGCGACGGUGGCGCCAUCAACUUUUCAAUAAAGAAAGCCUCAGCGGGGAGCCUGCGUUGGACCCACUCUCCCAAUCUAGUACACUCUAGUGCAGCUACGUUUGCCAUUGAUGCUAGCUCUUUCGAGAGGUCACAGUACCAAAAACGUUGGCACGUUUGAGAAGGAUAGUACGGCGGCCGGUCAACCUGUCGACCGAAGUACGUUAAGAGUGACAGAUUUAAUAAAAGAAUCUAUAGAUGUUGCAGUUUGGUCUUACGGGGCGUACAAGUGUAUUUACCCCACGCGAUGCGUUCCCGGACAAGCUGUGGGCUGUAGUUUAUCUGCAUACAACAUGUGCUCCAUGAAGGAGCAGCUAAAACGAGGUGGCUUACAGGAUAUCUAGCUGAAAGAAACCAAUCUGGCCUAGAUGAAACAGUUUGCGAGUGCGAGGGCUCUGUGGAAAAAACAUUGCUGGUAAAAAGAAUCGGGGGAACCGAGGGAUUAACCACAUAAAGCCAACAGUUUGCUUCAUAAGGCGAACUGCGUUGACGCUAUGAAAGCGUAAGAGCAAGGGGACACACGCGAAUUAAAUUUGUCGUUAAUUUAGUAUUGGAAUGUGUUUUACUUGCGCAUGGAGUGGGGAGGGAGAAGAUAUUUUCGUGUCCCCGUUUGUUCUGUGUGUUCAGCAGAGCGCAGAACGCUGUUUUAAAUAAAGUACCGCAGGUUUCUGCCGUUAUGUCGCACGCCGUUGACCGUGACUGUACAAGCACUUGUCUUCGUAUUUCCAGCGCGUUACCGUAUGGCGUCGUCAUCCUGGAUAGACGCUCAGUGGUGAUCAUUUGCGUUAAUCUCGCAACUCACUUGAUCUGCCUGCACUAUACACAGGAAACCUUGCAGUGCCUUAAAUAAAUGUGAUCGUCUUUACACGAAAUGCAGUGACAUUGUUCGCAGCGGAUAACCGCCAUCGUUUCUCUUUGAGGCAUACAGCGUUUGCUUUAUUUCAGUGAGCUUGCACGAGGUUGUCGCGUCCGCAGGUGUCUCACAAGAAUCUCGUUUGUGGCGGCAUAUCGUUAGAAAAUGCCUUCCAUGAUCGAAUCUAUAGCUGGCCGUCGCUGUAAGUUAUGUGGUACUAGCACCUUUGAAUUGCAAUGCGGUUUUGUUUCGUAUUUACUAAACGUGAACGAGCAACCCCCGCCAAAGUCAUUCGAAGAAUAACUAAAGGUGAACGGGUGAACUUGCUACUGAACUGAGGCUUAAAUGCGCUGAAAAGUCAGUAUUGUUUUUUUUUUCUCCUUCUCUGUCUCUCUCUCUCUUGACUUAUCGACCUGGUGCGAACACGCACGGCAUGGAAAAUUCAGCGCUAGUAAAGUUUAUGCAGAAACGACAUAGAUGACAAUGACAUAAUGAUUUACUCUUAGUUCCAAUGUCUAUAGAACUCAAAUCUUAUACAUUCCAACUACUCGGUGUACUGCAUAACACAUUUUUGAAGGUCAGGUUGUGGGUUGCCGAAAAGAGAAAAAGCUUGUCUUUGAGAAACUGUCACACCAUAUUUUAUUACAUAUUUUUGGCGCACUACCUGUAUCCGCGAAAACAUUGUCUGUAAGCCGUUGGCGUCUGAGCGCUGUCUUGAAUAUAUUAUACGUACGGUACCCCUUUUUUAGCGCAGCUCUUAGGAGCCCGUUCCUGCGGCGAGCGUCGGCCGUCGGCGUACCUCGUAACUGAGCGAACGAGCACAGCGAAGGAUGAAAGAGCAAGCGCGGAGCGCAGCGGGGGAUGAGAGCGAUAGAGAGGAGAGCACGAGCAGGAAAGCGGAGGAGGAGGGUAUGGCGAAAGCGGGAGAAGAAAGGCAUAGUGACGCGCAAGACGGCCUUUGCGGCGGCGAUGGCUACGAGAUGGCGCCAGAGUAGCGCGCAUCGUCUGUUCACCGAUGACGCCAACGAUAUCAUAUAUGGAAACAAAGCGCUGCAUGAGCGGAGGUCUGUCAGCGGCGGCUGCUGUGAAUCACACCCACGCGUCGUCACCCACGCGCUGCCUCUCACGAUCUCCCGAUUAUCGAGGCAGUCGCGCCACACUUCGCUCCGUUUGCAACGUGUCGCACGAGACAGAUUGUCCGUGCCAGCCAAUUUAUCGCGAAAUGAAAACAUGUAUAGAGCUGCGCUCAAAUUUCGCGUUAGGGAGUAUCGUAAUCGUCGUUGAAUUUUUUUUUCUUCACAAGACAGCCGUAAUUGUUAAAUAGAAGACGGCGUUCGUGAUAUCGAAGGAACAAGGUUCAGCUCACGUUACCGUCUCUCAAGACUCCUUAUAUCUUUGUGCUCAGCAUUCACAAUUCUGGUGAACUCUGUGUGGAAGUUAUGAGCUAUCUGCAGCGGUACACUUCAUAUAAAGCGGUAUAUUUCACAAACGGAGUCCGAAAAGCAGCGCGCAGAGCAGUUUGGAACUUGGGCAGGGACCAGAGUCGCGCGACUUUCCCUUCGCGUUGAAGCGCGAUCAUUUUGUUAACUCGUUGCCUAUUACUUUAUACCCCCAGCUUUUGCGGGUGAACAUUCCGUCCAUAUUUUAACACCCCUGAAUAAUCCAAGUGCCACAAAUCACCGACGUAUAACCAGAUCACUUCCUUUCAUGCUGUAUACUAUUUAGUUCCCGUGUUUUACUGAGAAUGGAGUGUGCGUAUACGUGGAUCGCGAAAGGGUGGUGUGAAUGCUCGUGCGAUUAACCAGUGCAUUUUUAGACGGAUUUUUUUUUUGUACAAACGAAAUGUAUGAAUAUUCAUGGCCUCUAUAUACAAACAUGUUUCCUAUUGACCAUGUGAAUGCGUAGAGUGGAUGAAGUGUCGUACACUGCAAGUUUUAUCUUAUUUUUGCCCUCUUAUAUCCUCCAUAUUUUUGUACCUCGAACGCGGGCAGCAACGUGAGUUUGCUGCACGAGUAAAUAUACGGUGCAAUCACUUUGUCUCGGUGCUGAUGUCGAUAAAGAAAACCAAGGAAGGGAAUUCAUUGGCUGUGUGUGUAUGUGUCUCUCUCUUUCAUUUUUAUCUUCUUAUAUAGAAGUCCAAUCCAGAAAGUGCCAGAGCCUUACAUAGCUGACAGGAAGGUGGCUGAUUUGCUAAACUCAGUUAUAUAUAGUUAUCGCCUGUUGGAGUAAUGUAUUUCACUUACGCUCAGAUUUAUAGGAUUAUACUAAAGAAAAAAUUAAGUGAUCCUACAUUAUAGGCACUUACAUUGCAUCUAUGAAAUGGAGAAUAGAUGAAGUUUAUUGAGAAAACGAAUUCGGGCGGGGAAGGUGGGGGUUGUACGCUAGGAGAUGACGUAAAAGUGGGGGGCCUUGUGGCGAAGCCGCCUUCCCAUUUUGCAUCGUAAACAGUAGCUUUAACCCGACUGUUCCGCCUUCCCUGCAGUAUAGGGGACACACACCCGACGAAAGGCCGCGAAAUACGUGACGUUGUACGACGACGUCAGUGAUGCCGCUCUUGAAUUUGUCCGCUAAUAAUUCGUUAUUCUUUCCCCAAAAUAAGCGGCUAGAGACUAUCAAGGAGGAAAUGUACCAGUCGAUUUUUCGCUUACCAGCCGCGCUUGCCCUGGACACACCUAUCCCCUUGUUUCUUUAUUCAUUACUGUUGAAACCGGCUGAAUAAGUGUGUUCUGUAUCGUUUUAGAAAGAUCCUUUAUGCGUUUCAGGCAGGGCCUGGGCGGUGGCCCCGUCACAAGUGCGCUAGAAUGCAUUACUUCUUUAAUAACGUGCUCACGUUCUUGUAUAUCUGUGCGACCACGUAGCUUCCCGACCUGUUACUGUUACUUUGGUGCCUUGUCGACGCUAAAUUUCUCUCCCGCGAGUCGAUAACGCUCAGCUGCUAUUGUCUUUGUCUUGUACUGCGAACAAUUUUGUCUUUCUUCUUUUUUUAACACUUCAAGCAAUCUUCUUCCUCCCCGCUCCAUCGUCACGCUUAUUUUUCUUUGAAUUUGCUUUGCAGGAAGAAGCGAUGUAAUCGUAGAAAGUUUUAGCUGACCGUCGGCUUACGGUACGCUCCGCUCCCGUUUGACCCCCGCAGAGGCACUGCGGAGAUUUGGCAUUUUUCAUAAGCGCGUCUCACAAAGGCGCAGGCGACGUGCGGUCACAUUGGCUGCAAGAACGACGCAGGAGCCGAGUGAUCGCACAGUCACGCUACACUCGCUAACGGCUCGGCAGCGUAUAGCGAAGGAUAGAGUUCUGCCUUCCGCAGUCGGCAUGAGCGUGCGCGCACUAGCGUUCCCUCUGGUCGGCUGUCCGCAAAUUGCUAGGAUACACGGGUCUUAGCGGAGCGGACUGUAAAAAAACAAACGCUGAGCUAAAACUCUCUAAUGCGCGUGUUUCGAGUAUAUAUAUGCUGCCAAUUCGGGAACGCAUGCGAGAUUAUAAUUUGAUGGUCCUCGUCGAUCUAUACAUGCACUGUGCACCGCGGAGCUUUCUAGGCAUCAGCCGGAGACAUCUCUCUCAAUUCCACGGGAAAGAAAAAAAAAAAGUCAUUCAUUGCCACUCGUGCGGCCCCGCACGAUGCUCAAGCUGUGGCGACAAAUAAAUGCUUUCAAUACC